CUAAUAUCCAAUUUCCGAAGUAAGAACUAUGAACCUUUUCCCACUUCGAGUAUUCGACUUCGGACAUGGCCAUGGGGUUGCAUUUGAAGUCCUCGAAGUAGAAGCCAAACCGAAAUGCCUGUAGCGUCUGCAUCACUGCAUCUGCACAACAGUGAAACGGUGGACCUUGGAUAAUCGCUAUUCGCCAAGAAACAAUCGAGGAAAAAAGCAAAACGCCCAUCUCCCGCGCGACCUGAAAAACGAAGAAUCGGGCAGGCGGUGCUCUGAACGACGACAACGAGAAACCCUAACUAAACCCAUCAAGACUACAAAGUGAAGAAGAGAUGACGAAGGAAGCGAACGACAUCUUCGCGUCUUGCUCCUUCGACAGUCUCGGACUAGACUCCUCCUUAUGUCAACAACUUCGAGAGAGGAUGAGUUUCCAAGUCCCAACGUUGGUUCAGUCUCAAGCAAUUCCUUUCAUUCUCUCCGGGAGACAUGUACUUGUUAACGCGGCGACUGGGACUGGAAAAACUAUUGCAUACCUUGCUCCUAUAAUUCACCACUUGCAGAGGUAUAAUCCUCGGAUUGAGCGCUCUGAUGGAACUUUCGCGUUGGUGCUUGUGCCAACGCGUGAAUUAUGUAUGCAGGUUUAUGAGAUCCUACAGAAAUUAUUACACCGUUUUCAUUGGAUUGUUCCCGGCUACAUAAUGGGUGGAGAGAACAGGUCAAAGGAGAAAGCCAGAUUGCGUAAAGGAAUAUCCAUUCUUGUUGCAACACCAGGGCGUCUUUUGGAUCACCUGAAGAAUACAUCAUCAUUCUUGCGUACAAAUUUGCGGUGGUUAAUAUUUGAUGAAGCAGAUAGAAUUCUAGAGCUGGGUUUUGGUAAAGAAAUAGAGGAGAUACUUGAUCUUCUGGGUUCAAGGCAAAGCAUGUCUGCUUGCAAGGAGAAGGUGAUGUCUAGGUUUUCUGAAUUUCAGAGGCAGAAUUUAUUGCUAUCAGCCACCUUAAAUGAAAAAGUAAACUGUCUAGCCCAUAUUAGUUUAGAGAAUCCAGUUACGGUUGGCCUUGAAGAGAAGAAGGUCUUCAUUGAGCAACAAACUACAUUAAGUAAACAAUUUAGAUCCCCAGGGUCUGAUGUGGAUGAUGAGUCAGAACAACCAGAUAGACACUUAAACUCUUUGAAUGGAGAUUAUAGCCUUCCAACGCAGCUAGUUCAGAGAUAUGUGAAAGUCCCUUGUGGUUCACGGCUUGUAGUGCUUAUUUCUAUUCUCAAAGAUCUUUUUGAAAGAGAAGCUUCACAAAAGAUUGUGGUGUUCUUUUCAACAUGUGAUGGGGUGGAUUUUCACUAUUCACUGUUACGUGACUUCAAGUGGCCAUCUAAGUUGCAGCCAGAAUUAGUCCAGAAGCAGAUGUUUGUCAGGUGUAGAACUUUUCGAUUACAUGGGAACAUGGAUCAUGAAGACCGGAGAACUACAUUUCAAGGCUUCAAGGCAGAGAAAUCAGCUCUCUUAUUUUGCACAGAUGUUGCUGCAAGAGGUCUAGAUUUCCCCAAAGUUAGAUGCAUCAUUCAAUAUGAUUCUCCAGGGGAGUCUACGGAAUACGUCCAUAGGGUUGGAAGAACUGCUCGAUUAGGUGAAAGAGGAGAUUCAUUGUUAUUCCUACAGCCAGUCGAAAUGGAUUAUUUGCAGGACUUACAAAAGCAUGGCGUGCUGUUGAAUGAGUAUCUUCUUCUCAAGAUCUUGAACAGUUUUCCCUUGUAUGAUCAAAAGCACCAUGUCAAUAAAUUUGUUUCAGUAGAGACACAUCCUUGGGUGCUGUUUCUACAGAAGGCACUUGAAUCUUUCAUUUUGGCAGAGUCAGGGCUGAAGAAGCUGGCCAAGGAUGCAUUUUGCUCUUGGGUUCGUGCAUAUGCUGCUCACCGAGGUGAUCUAAAGAGAAUUUUUAUGGUUAAGAAACUUCACUUGGGGCAUGUGGCAAGGAGUUUUGGAUUAAAAGAACAACCAUCUUUGGUUGGGAGAUCGUUUCAAGUUCAUACAAAGAAAAGGAAGAAGGAUCAGAAACAGAAGGGAAUGACAAAAAAGAGACGGGUUGCUGGCAAAACAUGAAUAUUAAAGACAAGGAUUAUUAGCCGUCACUUUUCAGACCCAGUUCCAAAGAUAAGAAAAUUCUCAACGCUUUUGAUUUAGAUUACCAUGUUGUUCGAGUCCCAGAUGUUUGAUGAGUCCAUCACUACUACAUCAGUAGGCCUUUAGUGGAUAAAUUUUGGUUGGGGAGGGUUCCAUUUUUCUGGUGAUGGCAGCUCUGUGGAUAUGAAAAUCUGAACCCGAUAUACUAUAACGGCUGAGUUGUUUUCAACUUUCCUGAUUGUAGUCAUUUAUGUAUUUACUAGCGGGGAUCCGUGCGAUGCAUAGAAAAAUCCAUUAAUUCAGUA
Molecule: messenger RNA, 2413 nt
Organism: Nelumbo nucifera (sacred lotus)
Lineage: Eukaryota; Viridiplantae; Streptophyta; Magnoliopsida; Proteales; Nelumbonaceae
Product: P-loop containing nucleoside triphosphate hydrolases superfamily protein
Molecular function (GO): nucleic acid binding; ATP binding; RNA helicase activity
Source: RefSeq, a predicted model, not a curated record